CAAGUGUCAAGAAUCAAAUCUUCCUCACACCUCUCCAUUGUCUACUGUAGCAUCAAGCAUCUACAACCUCUACCUUUAUCUAUCUACAAUCAUGCAGCUCUCUCUCCUCCCAGGCGCCCUCCUCCUCUCCGUCGCCGCUGCGCAGACCACCCUCGUUGCCAGCACCAACUCAGCCUGCGCUGCCCAGCCCGUUCUCGAGUCCUGCCUCGCAUCCACCCAAGCCAUCGCCGCGGGCUGCGGAACCACCGACUACGACUGCCUCUGCAAGAAAUGGAGCGACGUCCUCGUGUACGUGCCCCUCCCCUCCCAUCCUUCUCCCCAACCCCAGAAGAAACAAACAAUAGCUAACAUUCCCAUCUCUCCACACAACAGCUGCUUCCAGCAAUGCCCUGACGACUCCCGCUACUCCUCGGUCCUCUCCACCCAGGAGACCUACUGCAAUGACGCUUCCGUCUACACCUCGUCCACCAGCACCCCGAUCUCCCGCCCCGUCUCCUCGUCCAUCAACGAGGCCGCCGUCACCACUUCUUCAGCUGCUGCCACGACCACCGACGCGUCUGCCGCGGCCGCUGCCACUACGGCCUCCAGCGGCGCCGUCGCCACGGCGAGCUCCACGACUAGCGCUGCGAGCGCCAGCGCCAGCGCGACUGGCAAGAGCGGCGCGGCACGAGAUGUCAUGAUCAACGCGGGCGGUGUCCUCGUGGGUCUUGCCGGCUUCGUGGGUGCCAUGUUGUAAGGGCCCCUUUUUUGCGCGUAGGGGAGAUAUGUGGGGAAUGUUGUUUGUUGUUCGGGGUUGGGAGUGAGGAGGAAGCUUUCAAUUGUCUUGUUUUGAGUCUUUCACCUUUUUGAGAUUUUAGCGUUUUGCUUUCAAGUGGGGAGCGAGGGAGUGUUGGGAUGGAAGGGUGUUAAUCAGGCUGUCUGUCCUUGCUUUGGGAAGAGCUUACGGGCAAUCGCUUCAGUUAGCUAAUAUAAGUAAUAAUGGUUAGUACCUUAUGUGACAAGAAUCAAGCACGAUCCUAACACCUAGUCGCGGCCUUGUGCGAGAAUCUGUAAUGUGAGAUAGGUAUG
This is a messenger RNA of Amorphotheca resinae ATCC 22711, 1068 nucleotides long. RefSeq lists its product as hypothetical. The transcript has a single exon. The record is from RefSeq and is a predicted model, not a curated record. NCBI's taxonomy places the organism in Eukaryota, Fungi, Ascomycota, Leotiomycetes, Helotiales, Amorphothecaceae. Bases 92 to 736 code for a protein of 214 amino acids.